Messenger RNA from Patiria miniata (bat star), 4235 nucleotides. Its product is annotated as eukaryotic translation initiation factor 2-alpha kinase 1-like. Gene Ontology annotation, molecular function: protein kinase activity; ATP binding. Gene Ontology annotation, biological process: protein phosphorylation. The record is from RefSeq and is a predicted model, not a curated record. The transcript has 12 exons. NCBI's taxonomy places the organism in Eukaryota, Metazoa, Echinodermata, Asteroidea, Valvatida, Asterinidae. Bases 36 to 2570 code for a protein of 844 amino acids.
AGCUACAGGCCACGGAUGCCAAGGUUGGGGCCCUGAUGGACCCCAAGAGCAUGGUGCAUUCUGGGAUGCUGCUGUCCCUACUGCAUCAAGUCUGCUCCGCAUACGAGAAAGACUCCAAGAAACGAGACAAGAUGUUCCACUUGUUCUGCCAGAAGAUGAACAAACUGAAGCUUUUACCGUCCCAGGAUGUGAUAGAUACAUUCAGUGAAAUGCAAGCUGCCUAUACUAGGGUCUUCAGACAGAUUAUGCAUGCUACAUUACAACACCUACAAGAGGCAGACACGGAGCCUCGCCUGCUUUCACUGCCGAGCACGGAACAGGAGAGGACGACGGUUUUCCUCCAGAUGCAGAGUCCCUUGCUUCGCUUACCCAGGAUGACACAGGAGGAGAUCAUCUACUCCCGCACCACGCGGUAUCAGAGGGAAUUCAAGGAGCUUUGUUUGCUGGGCAAAGGGGGCUUUGGCAAAGUGUACAAGUGUCCACAGGUUCGCAGCAAGCUGGACCAGCGUUUGUAUGCAAUCAAGAAGAUCAAAUUGAAACCGACAAAUAUUGAGAAGUCACUCAAGCUUGUGAAGGAAGUUCAGCUCCUAGCUAGUCUCAAGCAUGCCAACGUAGUUGGCUAUAACACGUCCUGGAUCGAAGCUGAGCAAGCAAGCUCUAAUCAUAAACACAGCUCAUCCGGUGAAAGCCCAAGAAGUUCCAGCGAGCAAGAAAGUUCAACAAUUGACAAUAAAGUUAAGAUUGAGGACAUUGGUAACCAAGGCGAACUGUCACCUCGCAUCUGGAAAUACAAUGACAAAGUGUCCCAUUUAAGCCAGUACUUACAAUAUCCCCAUACGGAUUCCGUGGCUAGUAGCCCCAGCCGGCUUAGUCGUAGUCCUAGUGAUUUAACCAGUACUCUCGUUGCCUCACCGACAACUCCCAGGGUGCAUUGCUCUGGGGACGCAUCUCAUCAUUCUCAGUCUUUCGAGAGUGAGUCACCUUCAAAUUUAAGAACGGAAACUGAAAGAGCCUCAACGCAGAACUCAACAGAUUUCACAGCUACAUCAGAAUUGUCCGUCAGUGCGUGGUCUUCGAUGGUCACAGUGUCAACAUCAGAGACUCAGACCUCUAACCUUCAUCUAGACCCGUCUCAUCAGACUUGCAAGGACUUGUUCCAGGAGACUUUUUGCUCCCAGUCAGUCUCAACAAGGCAGCAUUCUUUUCAUUCGGAGUCAAGGACGACUGAAGUAGAGACGAACUUGUUCGAGCAGGACAGCUUCUCUGAAUCUGACAUACAGUUCCAAGACCAGGAUUCGAAGAAUGCAAACCUUGACGAAGACGAGUACUCUGAUAUUCAGAUAUCCUCUGAAAACAGUCUUGGGGAAAACCCAAAUGAUGUCCUAGACUUCAAUAAAAAGGAUACUGUGAGGGUCAAGGAUAAGGAACUAGAUGUGCCUGUCAUUGAAGCCUCAAAAAAUCCCAUGAACAGUUCACUCAAAGUAGCCUCUGCCACUCGGAGUAAGUUUGCGGCAGACCAAAACAAAAACUCUUGGUUGCUUCCCAGGGAUGUGAUGCACGGUGCAUUCGGAUCCAUGCUGCCCAGCAUAGGCUCUCCACGGAGCAAACUGCAGCCAGCUGGUCACAAGAUCCAAUCUAAGUGUAAAAUCGUCAGUCUAGAUGGCACGCCAGACAAUACGUCCAAACCAAAAGCUCCCAGGCAGAGGCGACGACACAGAUCCAAGAGCCAGGAUGGCAUACCGGACAAGCCCCAGACUGUGAGUCUGGUACCCAGCGUCAACGCCUUCCCUGUGUCCACAUGGAAUCUGUACAUCCAGAUGCAGCUGUGCUCCAACACCCUGUCACACUGGCUCCGAGAUCGGAAUACCAAGACAGACAAUGUCAAGGACUUCUUAGAUGUUGUGAGCAUAGAUGACAACAUGCACAUCUUCAAGCAGAUACUGGAUGGUAUGCAUUACAUCCACUCCCAGGGUCUCAUACACAGGGACCUCAAGCCAGAGAAUAUCUUCUUGGAGGAAUCCAGUGUGGACCUGCAAGUCCUGAUUGGUGACUUUGGUCUGGCCACGGAGGAUUUUGUGUUAGAGACCAUGACAUCAGAUCCUGAUAUUCCUAAUGGAGUCCGGGCAGAGAGAUGUGAAGCUAAACCACAUACAGCAAAAGUAGGUACAAUGCCCUAUGCCUCACCAGAACAAAUGAAAGGAUCCAACUAUGAUUGCAAGUCUGAUAUGUACAGCUCUGGUAUUAUCCUCUUUGAGAUGUUCCACCCCUAUAAAACCCAAAUGGAGCGAGCUGGCGUCAUUGGCCAGGUCCGUGCAAGGAAAAUACCGUCUGAGAUUGAAAAGAGAUGGCCGGAUCAGUAUAAGACCAUUGGCCAGUUGACCCACUGCGAUAGCGGCCAAAGGCCAAAUGCAGAGGAGGUCCUCAAGGGACCACUCUUCCCGUCCAAGGAUGAGAUCAUCAAGGACUUAGGUGCCAAGCUUUCUGAGAAGGAUGCCAAGCUGUCUGAAAAGGAUGCAGAGAUCAAGAUGCUAAAGCGGAAACUUGCCGAAUACGAGAAGACAUUGUCCUGAGGUAGUUUCCAUGGCAACUAACCUCAUCUCAAGAGCCUUAUCUUGGUGAAGAAAUAGGAUGGUUUCCAUGGCAAUAUAGACCAUCUCUAGUACUUUCUGGAAGGAAAGAGCUUUUGUUUCUGUGGCAAUAUUUACCCAUUAUUUAUACUUUUUAUUUUGCAGAAAUACCACCAACUUUAUUUUGACAGAUGGUCUCACAGAGUGUCAGUAUUGCCAAGAUGCUUGAGAAGAAAACAAAAGAAUUUGUUGUUAACUUCUUUUAAACAGCAUUUUUUUUCCUGAAAUAUAUAUAUUCUUCUCAGAUUUGCACUGGAUAUAGGGAAGAUAUCAGAAUACAAAAAAUAUGAGUUCUCUUGUGUAUCUUGUGUCAUACACCAGAUAUGGAUAAAAAAAACCUUUUACAUGUAUAUGAUAGGUAAGGCAUUCGGGCAAAAUGAGAUGGAUCUGGGCGCAGGCCGUAUAUAGUUGUCAAAUAUGUCAAAAAAACGUUGUGUUUUUUUUUAAUUUUCAGAUUUAUUGAUAUUUCUAAUCUUUGAUAUCUUCUACAUAUAUUUUAAAGAAACAGUAUAAAAAUCACUGAAUCAAAGUGUUUUUAAUGAAAAACAAUUGGCAUCUUUCAUUUUCACGACUACUAAACAGUCGACAAGUUAAUGGCCUUCUUCUCAGUAUUUUACUUUUUUGACAUGUUGAUAGACGUGAACUUUAAACAGCCAUAACUUGUCAGUGGAAAGUCCGAUUGAAGUGCAAAAAAAGUAUUGCGAGGAGAAUUUUAUUCUCAUUCCUAAUAUCUGCAAACCAUCAUUUUGAUAUCUGCCUAGUUCUGUCUCAUUUUGUCAGAAAGUCUCAUAUAUAUGUCGUGAUAUACCAAAUGUUAUGGCUCAGCUUAUGACAGAAUUCUGUGUUUAUGGUCACCAUGUUUUGCUUGUAGCACCAGCACAUGAACUUGCAUAAACAUUUGAUAACAAGAUGUAUGGUGGAUCACAUGCUGCACACAUCUUCUCAGCCCUUUGAAUUUUUCCAACAAUAAAUACAGCCGGUUCAGUGAUUACCGUAUCGGGGUUCAGAUCACUGAAUCGGCUAUUUUUAUUGUGUAAAGUUGCCAGAUCGAGGCUCUGCAUGCCCAAUGGCAGAGCGUGAAAAGACAGAAUUACCCUGUUCUCUGUCAUCUGCCUCUUAAAUGUCUUGGCCGAAUUACACGGCUUAGCGAAAAAUCCAUGCUUACCGUAGCAGAAAAUUCCAUGCUUAUGGUUAGUAGAUAUCACGGUUGAGUGAGGAAUUUUGGCUUAUCUGCAUGCGUACAACUCGCAACUAGGAAUCUGUGCUUACAGGGUUAGCAUAGAAUGUUUCCGUUGGCAUAGAAUGGUGAUCCCAAAUGUAGAAUUCUGUGGUUAACAGAACCGUGCAAUUGGGCCCAUGUCUUUGGGAAUGUUGGAGGGGAAGUAGGAAUUUUGACCAAUGUAACAUGGAGGUGACUGCUUUUUAUCCUUUUCUUGAGGAGGGAUGGGUUAAAUUAUAUGACAGGAAGGAUCCAACAUUUUUGUUGGUCGGGAUAUAAUCUACGUCACCGAGCAUGGUCAAAUGGAUAAGUACAAGGGUAUCUAGAAUUUGGUGUGUUUGACUGGCUUUGAAUGUUUUGCAUGUAACGGUAUCUCCCCCCCCCCCCCC